CGUCGCUCGGUCUCUCCGCUAUUUACUAGCACUGCCUGCGGCUGGCUCUGUACCCAUCGUGCACCGCGGGAUAAAGAUGGCCGGUGUGCUGAAGAAGACCACUGGCUUGGUUGGAUUAGCUGUAUCCCAGAAUCCACAUGAGCGUCUAAGAAUAUUGUAUUCCAAGAUUCUGACCGUACUGCAGACCAUCCCUCAAGAUGCUGCGUACAGGAAAUACACUGAGCAAAUUGUCAAUGACAGAGUGAAUGCCAUACAGACAGAAAAGGAUGUUCAGAAACUGGAGGCUAAAAUCAACUGUGGGCAAAUAGAAGAAGUUCUCGUGCAGGCAGAGAAUGAACUGUCCCUGGCAAGAAAAAUGACAGAAUGGAAACCCUGGGAACCUUUAAUUGAAGAACCUCCUGCUAAUCAGUGGAAGUGGCCAAUUUAGUACUUCAAAUCUGUGUAAAUAAGUGUACAAAGUCAUAAGGAAACAUUGGAUAGGAUGUUUUCAUGUUUAAAAACAAUAAAGAAAAUCGAAAAUGUUAUGGUGUGUAA
This is a messenger RNA of Pelobates fuscus (common spadefoot toad), 534 nucleotides long. It is a transcript of the gene NDUFA5, whose product is annotated as NADH:ubiquinone oxidoreductase subunit A5. The transcript has 5 exons. Lineage: Eukaryota; Metazoa; Chordata; Amphibia; Anura; Pelobatidae. The record is from RefSeq and is a predicted model, not a curated record. Bases 77 to 427 code for a protein of 116 amino acids. Gene Ontology annotation, biological process: respiratory electron transport chain.